This is a messenger RNA of Amoebophrya sp. A25, 2346 nucleotides long. The record is from the annotation of a GenBank genome assembly. Lineage: Eukaryota; Dinophyceae; Syndiniales; Amoebophryaceae.
GCUGAGUCAAACUUCUUGUGUUCCGCCAACAACCUACGGAGAGUGGAUUAAAUAGAGUGCGUUUUUGGAGAAAUGUUUCGGCGACUUUGAACCUUUUGUGUCUACCGAAGCUUGUGCGCAGGCGACUAUUUAUGCCACGAGGUGAGGAUAGUUUUUUUGAUGUCACCCUAGCAAAAAGAUGAGUUUAUGGUCUUGCCUCCGUCGCCUGCCAUUGCUUGUAGAGGAAACGCUGCUUGUCUGAGGUGAGGAGCCCCUGUCCCUUUAAGAUGCUGCGACAUGCAUUGGCCUGUCUUGAAUUCGAAGAGCCGGCCCUGCUGAGAAGAAGCAAACCAGUUUCUUCAUGAACAAGUACAACAUCGCUGUCAAGAAAGAAACAGAUCAAUUCAUCAACUUCCACCACACUUCUCUCAAAAAAGAAGCAGACUGCACCUUCAACGAGCACAGUGUUGAGGAGGAUCUAGACAUCUCCUACAACAAACAACACCACUUCCAAAAUGUAUAGGCGGAGAAGAUCCAUCUACUUACGAAGAGCACUCGUUCCGCUGUUGUCAAGCUUUGCCCUCUUGAGAAGUGCACAUCAGGUGGAGGCCGCGGGCAGAGAAGGUUUGGACGACCAAGAGGAUGAUUAUGGCGAUCCUCUACGGGGUUCACGAGUGCAGACAGGUUUGCACGAGCAAGGCCUCACGCCGGCGUGGCACUGGGAUCAAGGCCUAGUAGGAUUCUCACCCCAAACGCUAACCAGCUUCUAUGUCGAUGGGAAUUCUGAAGAGUACUUUUUACUUUUGAUGAGUAUAAUUCACUUCUACUUGAAGCGUCGUCCUGUUUUUCUCUACAAAAGAUGGCUCCUCCCGGCUGCAGCAGCGUUGGUGGAUUAGUAGAGUAGUGUUCUCAAUCCUUACAUAUUUAGAGUGAGCCUCUUCAUCCAGCAACAUCAACAUGAGCGUUAUACGACUGCUCCCUUCAGAGACUUUCAUGACGCUAUACAAAAUACAAACCCUUCAGGCAUUUCUUCCAUGACGUAGAGAAGGGUCCGGAAGUAUUUCGAGGCGGCAUGUUUAUGAUGGAUCUUUCAGGCGAUACCUUUUUCACCGGAUUUCAUAUUCUCGAUCCUGAUGGAGCAGUUCUUUAUGGAGGGCUCGUUUCUGGUGCUGGUAAAUCAUCGUUAGUGGAAUGUUGUCGUAGAACGAUGAUUUGACAAAACGAUUGGAGAUACAGUACGACUUCUAGUCACAGGUACAGGAGGACUAGUCACUUUCACCACAAAGAACUACGUGCUGGGACACGCAUAGUAGAGUAAUCUUUGAUGUUGUUGUUUCUACUUGAAGAUAGAAGUUACUUACUUCGACCCAUCUGUCUAAUCUUCGUGGCAGCCUAGUGAUGACAUCGUCGAGGGGAUGUUCCAGGUGACCGCGACAAAACCAGGGACCUACACUUUCGUAAUGCAGAAUACGCGCAGUGGUAAAGCGAUGGCGAACUUCUUCUUUUUAUGGGGGGAAAAGGAAUGACUAAUGAUUUAUCGCCUCACGUGAUCUUUUAGGAAAGGGAUCUUAAUUACUUGGUAGUUUGAGUUUCUACUUGCACAAGGCCAAAAGCACCCUCUUUCAUGUCCCCAGACCGGUGACCAGCAAUCUUUGCAUGUCGAUACCCACCAAUUCACCAGUAUGGAGGAUAGUGUUUUCGGCAUCAAACGCAAGCUUCAAGACGCUCUCACGGAAGGUUCAUAUCUGUGGAUGCGGCAGAAGGCACAUCUCACACUAGUGGAAACGGUGAAUACGAGAGCUUACUGUUAUGGUACUGGCAAAAGGGUCUAGAAUUUUUGAGCUGUUACUAUGUUCCCGUAUCGGGCGAAUAAGCGCAUCUAUUCGUCGAGCCGAAAAGUGUCGAGUAGGACAAAGGUAGAACGACAGAGAACUACCUAUAGGCACCGCUAUCCUGCUAACGUCAAUCUUCCUCUAAUCUUCGUUCUGUAUGAUUGAACUGAUCGUGCUGCUGUUUUUGGUCGUUUUCCAGCUCCUAUACAUCAAGGGUCUCAUCACUGACCGUCAAAUGCGCAGUCCGAUGUGAGCUCUCCUCAGGGGACGGCCUAUAGGGUGGCGUACAAGUCGGGAAGAGCACGAACGUGAAGUGCUGUAAAUUCUGAGACGCAUCUCACAGAAACUAGGACGUGAUGGUUCGUGAAUCUUUAAUGUCAUGUCCUUCUACGAAGGUAACAGGGGCUCCUCUGUUUUAGGCCUAACCGCUCCACAGUUGAUGUUCCUGUCAAAAACGAGAUGAACGGACUGAAGAACUCGUUCUAAUAGUUAAAUCCACAAUGGAUAUGGAGAGAGUGUUCAUGAUAACGAGAAG